AUGUUACGACUACUAUCAUCCAUAUUUUGGUUGAAACUAAGAAAAUUUCUGUCUCUUUAUCCGACAUUUACCAUUGAUAAAGAUCUGAAGCGUCAAUUCUAUUGGUUGGCUGCUAAUGGUCCUGUUUAUAAAAAAUUCAACAAUGACAUAUGCCAAGAGUCCCAUGAUGAAGAUAAUCUCAUUCAGAAACCGACGACCAAAAGUGAUGAAAGAGAAGUGGAAUUUCGGCCUGAUCAAUUUUGGGCAAUUGAAAAUCAGAUUUAA
Messenger RNA from Rotaria socialis, 264 nucleotides. The record is from the annotation of a GenBank genome assembly. Lineage: Eukaryota; Metazoa; Rotifera; Eurotatoria; Philodinida; Philodinidae.